Arachis duranensis is the source of this 2478-nucleotide messenger RNA. RefSeq lists its product as uncharacterized. Bases 306 to 1679 code for a protein of 457 amino acids. Lineage: Eukaryota; Viridiplantae; Streptophyta; Magnoliopsida; Fabales; Fabaceae. Gene Ontology annotation, biological process: activation of GTPase activity; intracellular protein transport. Gene Ontology annotation, molecular function: GTPase activator activity. The record is from RefSeq and is a predicted model, not a curated record. The transcript has 9 exons.
AUGAAGAAAUUGCAGCAGUCAUGGAGGCAGCACAGGGGGUUGAAGUGGAAGCUCGAAAUAUGUUUGUUAUUGUCGUUUCUCCUUUUCCUUUUUUUCCUUGUGUCCAGCUGUUCCUCUGUGUUGUGAGUUGGGCAGGUGCCUAGCCCAUGACAACGAUCAAAAAAAAAAAAAAAUCAGUGCCGCCUAACUGCCAUUCAAACCUUACGAGUAACUACCAUUCUUCUUCUUCUUCUGACUAAAACUAACUGAGUCGGAAGCAGAAGAACCACAAUGCACUCUCCCUUUCUCACUGCAACGCAUCCGCCAUGCUCAAAGGCAAGCUCAAGCUUCCACGUCCACUUCCAAUUCCCGACCAGCUUGGCAGCUUGAUUGCUGGAGGAUCAGAAUCCGAAGAGUUCGAGUUUGGCGAAGAGCUGGAACCGAUUCAUCCAGCCGCAUUACGGUUGCACAGAGAGAGUGAUGAUGCUGAGGAAGCUAUAGAUAACGAUGAUGAAGGUGGUGGUGGUGGUAAUGGCAUGGACCAUAAAACCCGGCAGAGGCUGAGUAAGGACACCAUUAAUCGGGUUUCGGUUUUGAAGUCCACUUCAGAGGAAGAGAAAAGAUCUGAUUUAGAACAUGAGCUUUCUCAAAGGGAGAUUAAUUUGGAGAAGUUGCAAAGAAUUGCUAGCACUGGUAUUCCUGAUGGAGGAGGUUUGCGUGCAACAGCGUGGAAGCUUCUCUUGGGUUACUUACCUUCAUCUCAGGACCUGUGGGAGAAGGAAUUGAAAGAGAAUAUACAAAAGUAUUCUAAUCUGAAAGAGGAACUUCUCCUGAAUCCAUCAGAACAUAUCUGGAGGGAAGGCAAAGAAUUAAGUUCCACGAACCAGCACAAGGAAGGUGACAGUGAUGGCCUGUUACGGCGACAUGAAAUUUCUCAGGAAGAUCACCCUUUGAGCCUGGGCAAGGCUAGUCUUUGGAGUCGGUAUUUUAAGUACACAGAGACAAUAGAACAGAUUAAUAGAGAUCUGCAGAGGACACAUCCAGAUAUACCAUUCUUUUCGGGGGAGUCAUCAUUUAGUCUUAAAAAUAGGGAAGCAAUGAAGAAUAUCCUUCUCCUGUUUGCAAAACUAAAUCCUGUAAUUUGUUAUGUGCAAGGCAUGAACGAAGUCUUGGCACCAAUAUACUAUGUAUUUACUAUUGACACUCACAAGCAAAAUGCUGUGAGUGCAGAAGCAGAUUGUUUUUUUUGUUUUGUUCGAGUCUUAGGGGACUCAGUGGAUCAUUUCUGUCAGCAAUUGGAUAAUAGUUCAAGUGGCAUCCUUUCUACUCUUUCUCGUUUGUCAGAUUUACUGAAAGUAAAUGAUGAGCAAUUGUGGCAUCAUCUUGAGUUUACAACAAAGGUUAAACCACAAUUCUAUGCAUUCCGAUGGAUUACACUGCUACUCACACAAGAGUUCAAAUUUGAGUCUAUCCUGAGAAUAUGGGAUACACUUCUGAGUAAUCCUUUUGGUGUUCAGGAUAUGCUUCUUCGUGUCUGUUGUGCAAUGCUACUUUGCGUGAAAAGCAAACUCUUGGGUGGGGAUUUUGUGGCUAAUUUGAAGCUUUUACAACACUAUCCUGAGGAUAUCAACUUAGAAUACCUUCUCCAGGUAGCCCAGGACAUUAGUCCUGACACUUCUUCUUAUUGCUUAUCCCUUUGAUAGAUUUAUACAUAUCCAACUCCUUUUUGUAUAAUUGCAUUAUCAUGUUUUGUAAACUCAAUGUUAGUUGAAUACCUAAUAGAGGAAGAAAAUUUCUGUCAUAAAUAUCAAUAUAAGAAUUCUUAAGCAAAAAGCAUCAUGAACUUGAGUGGUGAGAUUUAUUUUUCUAUAAGUGACAAAAGUGCAAAGUAAUAGUUUGUAUAUAAGCGUAUCUAAAUAUUGAUUUCAAGUAAAUUUUACAAGAUAUAUGUUAUUAAAAUUAAUUAAGUACAACAAAAUUAGACAUUUGUGAAAGUGAUAGUAAUUUUCUUUCAUGAAACAUUUCAAAUUCAGCCGAUUUCUUAUAGGAUUUUGCUACUAUAUAGUUUUUCUUACCCCAGAAACUAAUGAAAUCACUGAUUUUUGGUACUCUAUAACUUUAAUGAAUAAUUAAAGUAUGCUUAGUUUGCAUUUAUAUAAUUUAUUUUUAUUUUCAGUAUUUUAUAUUAUUAUUGUUAUUGCAAUACAAAUUUUAUAGAUAACAUUUGCUCCGAAAAUUAUCUAAAACGAAUGAUUCGGGCCUGAACGUGAGAUUAAGACUCUUUUUGCUGUUGUGUCUGAUGUCUUCCUUGGAGUAGUGAAGUCGUCUAACGUCUUUAAGUGAGGAUGGGGAGAUGGUACUUGAAAGGAACUCUAAUGCCUAUGUCUGUAAAGGUUUAAUGUAAGCUUUGAGUUAUGAGUUGAGAAAUACCUCAGCCUGAGGGGUAUUUAUAGUUGGAAUGGUGGCUUAGUGUUCACUCUUGUAAUCUCAACUUUUUUU